CUUACUCAGUCCUUUCACUUUCGUGCCUCCCUCACAUUUAUAAAGCCCGUAUCAAUCGUCAUCAGACGAAUGGCCGUGCAUAGACCGCGCUUGCAUUGUCAAUUGUGGUCGAUUUAUUUUCGAGUAUUGUUUGGGGGGAUACGUCAUAGAAUGUGUCGAGUCUAAAUAGUCGUUUAAUAAAUACGAUGGGCACAGAUAAGCUUUUAGUGUCCGUAUCGCAACAGGGAAUAUAUUGAAGAAAGAUCGAACAAAGUAAUUACGACACGCGUUGGUCGAACACGCGGUGGAUGCAUAUUCGGACGCGAAUCGGUCUGAUCGGAUUAUCACCCCGUCACCUUGGCAUUUGAUUUUUCGUGAGAAUCUCUCGUACAGAUCGGACGGCGAUCACGUUUGCGAGAAUAAAAGUCUGUGCCCGCCAAAAUGCCAGAAAACGGAAUACGUAUGUCCGAAAUGGAGAUCGUCAAAUUAUCAGGAGAUCGUCCAAAAAAUUCUCUUCGAACUGGCGAGACUGUUGUAUCAACAAAUUAGACGGAUUAGACAGAUAUUAAGAAGCGUACGAAAACAUAAACAAUCCGGCGCCACAGGAAGCGGUGGACGGCGCCAACAGAAAUCCCGGCCUCACGUAUGGCAUUGACGACGUUCCGCCGUGGUAUCUGUGUCUAUUCAUGGCAUUGCAGCAUUAUCUGACCAUGAUCGGCGCCAUCGUUUCUAUCCCUUUCAUAUUAACGCCAGCUCUCUGCAUGGCCGAGGAUGAUCCCUCGAGAAGCUACAUCAUUUCUACGAUGAUUUUCGUCACCGGCCUAGUGACGCUCAUCCAAUCCACCGUAGGAUGUAGGUUACCGUUGGUGCAGGGAGGCACCAUAUCGUUCUUGGUACCAACUCUGGCGAUAUUGAACCUGCCGCAAUGGCAAUGUCCCGCGCCGGAAAUCUUAAGUCAAAUGUCCCACGAGAACCGCACGGAACUUUGGCAGGUGCGAAUGAGAGAGUUAUCGGGCGCGAUCGCCGUAUCCGCCGUGUUCCAGAUAGUCGUCGGGUUCGGAGGUAUUAUCGGAUAUCUGCUGAAGUUUAUCACUCCAUUAACGAUCGUGCCGACGGUCUCAUUGGUCGGACUGUCCUUGUUUGAAAAUGCAGCGGAUGCUGCAUCUCAGCACUGGGGUAUCGCAGCCGGAACGAUAAUAAUGCUGACGACGUAUUCUCAAAUAUUGGUCAACGUGCCGGUUCCAUUCGUGAUAUAUCGUAAGGAUCACGGUCUCCGUCUGAUCUGGUUCGAGUUGUUCAAACUGUUCCCGGUUUUGCUGACGAUCAUUGCCAUGUGGAUAAUCUGCACUAUAUUAACGGUGAUGGACGCACUUCCGAUGGGUCAUCCCGCCAGGUCCGACAGUAAAUUGAAAAUUAUAAGCGACUCGCCCUGGUUCCGCGUUCCGUAUCCCGGACAAUGGGGUCUACCUACCGUUACGUUAUCGGGCGUUCUCGGCAUGUUAGCGGGUGUAUUAGCCUGCACGGUCGAAUCUAUCAGUUAUUACCCCACCACCGCAAAGAUGUGCGGAGCGCCGCCGCCGCCGGUCCACGCGAUCAAUCGAGGCAUCGGCAUGGAAGGCCUCGGCACGAUGUUGGCCGGACUUUGGGGUAGCGGGAACGGCACGAACACGUUCGGAGAGAACGUCGGCACGAUAGGGGUUACGAAAGUCGGCAGCCGCAGAGUCAUACAGUGGGCCUGCUUCCUAAUGAUUCUGCAAGGCGUGAUUAGCAAGUUGGGAGCGGUAUUUAUUAUAAUACCCGAACCGAUUGUCGGCGGCAUAUUUUGCGUGAUGUUCGGGAUGAUUUGCGCCUUCGGACUGUCGGCGUUACAAUACAUAGAUCUCAAUUCGGCGAGAAACUUAUAUAUUCUGGGUUUCUCCAUGUUCUUCCCCAUGGUACUGUCCAAGUGGAUGAUCAAACAUUCAGACGUGAUUCAAACGGGAAACGAAGUGGUGGACAGUGUUAUUACAGUGUUACUCAGCACCACCAUUUUGGUCGGCGGUGUAUUGGGUUGCUUCUUGGAUAAUAUCGUGCCAGGUACCGCGGAAGAGCGUGGAUUGGUGGCUUGGUCAAAAGAAAUGGAGCUGACCGAUCGCGUGACCGAUGAGAAAAUUGACAGUAGUACGGAAUACGUUUGGAGUACCUUUGACUUCCCGUUCGGGAUGAAAUUGUUGAGAAGGUGGAAAUGGACAUCUUACGUGCCGUUUUCACCCACAUAUAAAAAAAGGCAUAAUUAGACAAUCAUAAGUAUUUUUAUUUUUUUUUUAACGGAUAAACUAAUUACGUUACACUAUGCCUAUCGUAAAAGAAGACAAACGACAUAGUACAAUAUAUUUGUAUAUAUAUGAAAAAAAAAAAUAUAUAUAAUAUAAAAAUUAAAUAUAUGAGAAGA
Messenger RNA from Dinoponera quadriceps, 2410 nucleotides. Its product is annotated as solute carrier family 23 member 1. The record is from RefSeq and is a predicted model, not a curated record. The coding region runs from base 666 to 2255 and encodes 529 amino acids. Gene Ontology annotation, biological process: transmembrane transport. Lineage: Eukaryota; Metazoa; Arthropoda; Insecta; Hymenoptera; Formicidae. The transcript has 14 exons. Gene Ontology annotation, cellular component: membrane. Gene Ontology annotation, molecular function: transmembrane transporter activity.